Messenger RNA from Sesamum indicum (sesame), 427 nucleotides. The record is from RefSeq and is a predicted model, not a curated record. Lineage: Eukaryota; Viridiplantae; Streptophyta; Magnoliopsida; Lamiales; Pedaliaceae.
GGCGGCCGCCGAGGUUUUCAGCUUGAUUUGAAAGAUGGUGAGAGUCAGUGUCUUGAAUGAUGCUCUAAAGAGUAUGUAUAAUGCUGAAAAGAGGGGAAAACGGCAGGUCAUGAUAAGGCCUUCAUCAAAAGUGAUUAUCAAGUUUCUUCUGGUCAUGCAGAAGCAUGGAUACAUUGGAGAAUUUGAGUAUGUUGAUGACCACAGAGCUGGAAAAAUUGUGGUUGAAUUGAAUGGAAGACUAAACAAAUGUGGUGUCAUUAGCCCAAGGUUUGAUGUUGGUGUUAAGGAAAUUGAGGCUUGGACUGGAAGACUGCUCCCAUCGAGACAGUUUGGUUAUAUUGUGCUGACAACGUCUGCUGGAAUCAUGGAUCACGAAGAGGCACGUACGAAAAACGUUGGAGGUAAAGUACUUGGGUUCUUUUAUUAA